Hippoglossus stenolepis (Pacific halibut) is the source of this 7044-nucleotide messenger RNA. RefSeq names its product neural cell adhesion molecule L1.1. The record is from RefSeq and is a predicted model, not a curated record. NCBI's taxonomy places the organism in Eukaryota, Metazoa, Chordata, Actinopteri, Pleuronectiformes, Pleuronectidae. Gene Ontology annotation, biological process: cell-cell adhesion. Gene Ontology annotation, molecular function: protein binding. The transcript is spliced from 29 exons. The coding region runs from base 271 to 4146 and encodes 1291 amino acids.
AGAGGAGGAAAAUAAAAUAGAGUCAGAGGAGGAGAAGAGACGAAAGAAGAGAAGAGAGGACGGAGAGAAGCAACCUGCAGAGCAGCAGCAGCGACCUGACGGAGACACAGCCUCAGUCUGAGCAGCACACACCCACUGAGACACACCGUGGUCCCUGUCUCUGGGCUGGAGGGUCCCCGGAGUGUGUGUCUCAGAGUUGUGCGCGUGUGUGUGUUUAUGUGUUGAUGAGUGUGUGGGAGUCCUGCAUCACUUUUGAUGGGACAUUGAGAGAUGUGUGUGUCACAGCGUCGCUGGAUGGGCUGUAAGGGCCCGUGUCCCCCGCCUCCCCUGAUCCUCCUCCUCCCUCUGGCCUUCCUCUCCCUCACGCCUCCCUUCGCUCAAGGAGCCAUAAACAUCCCCAAAGACUAUAAAGUGCAUAACAUGUCUCAGCCUCCAGUGUUGACAGAGAUGCCGAUAUCGUACACAGCGUUUUCUACAGAGGACAUAAAUCUGCCCUGUGAGGCCUCUGGUCUCCCAGCACCCAGUUUCCGGUGGGUGAAAGACGGUGAGGAGUUUGGGUUGGAGAAAAAAGGAUCAGGGACGUUGUGGGCCGAGUGGGAGACGGACCUCGCCUUCUACGAAGGUUUCUACCGCUGCUACGCUUCCAACACGCUGGGGACGGCUGUGACACAAACUGUACAAGUCAUCGUGGAGGCUCAACCGGUUCUUCUCAAACAACAGAAAGUACACAAGCGGGCGUACGAGGGAGAGAGCAUCGUUCUGUCCUGCAACCCCCCCGAGAGCACGACUCCUCCACACAUCCACUGGAUGGACAAGAGGAUGGUGCACAUCAAGCAGAGCGACAGAGUGAUGCUCGGCCUCGACGGGAACUUGUAUUUUGCAAAUCUUUUAAAGAGCGACAGCAGAGACGACUACAUCUGCAACGCACAGUAUUCAGCAGCCAGGACCAUCCUCCCAGAGACGUCUGUGAAUCUUACCGUCAUGCCCAGUAAUGACGUCGCCCACGGUAGAAAGCCUCAACUGUUUCGACCCCUCGACUCCCACAGCACGGUGAACGCCCUCCGAGAUCACAGCGUCACACUAGAGUGCAUCCCCAAAGGCCUACCCACUCCACAUGUGGAAUGGAAGAAGAAGGACGGCAGCCUGGACGAGACCAGCGGCGUCGUGGAGAACUCCGACCGCUGGCUCACCUUCAACAGCAUCACGCAAACCGACGACGGAGAAUACGAGUGUCGGGCCUUCAACAUCCACGGCUCCACCGCACACUCGUUCACCGUCACUGUGGAAGCGGCUCCUCAUUGGGUGAAGGAGCCUCAGAGCCUGUUGUACGCUCCGGGGGAAACUGUGCGACUGGAUUGUCAGGCUGAAGGAAUCCCGACCCCGACUAUCACCUGGAGCAUCAACGGUCAGCAGAUCACAGACGUGGACUAUGAAUCCCGUCGGGCCGUGUCCGGCGGCAGUUUGAUUCUGAAGGAAGUACAGUUUGCUGACACCGCCGUGUAUCAGUGCGAGGCCUCCAACAAACAUGGCACCAUCCUCCUCAACACCUACAUCUACGUCAUUGAGCUGCCUCCUCAGAUCCUGUCGUCUGACGGAGUCGUGUACAGAGUCGCUGACGGCAAAGACGUCAAGAUGCACUGCUCCUCCUUCGGGUCUCCACGACCACACGUCACAUGGGAGAGUGAAGACACACUUCCUCCGCUGUCGGACCCUCGGGUCGCCCUGCUGACCAACGGCACCAUGGAGCUGUCGGGCGUCAGUCACGACGACAGUGGAACGUACACGUGCUCCGUCCAACACACCAACAUCUCCAUCACUGCACAUCUGGAAGUUUUCAAUCGCACGAUGAUUCUGACAAGUCCACAGGACGUCCAUGUCCUCCGAGGAGCCAGCGCUCUGCUCGACUGUCGCUUCUACCGAGACCCUCGGCUGCUCAACUACCAGAUCGUCUGGAAGAGAGACGGACAGAAGCUGCUGGAGACGUCAGAGAGUGACAAGUACAUUUUCUUCAAUAAUGGAACUUUGAAAGUGACGGACGUCCAAUCAGUCGACACGGCGCAAUAUUCGUGUGAAGUCAUCACUGACCUGGACAACGUGCAAGCCAACGGCUCCAUCACCGUCGUGGCUCGACCCGACCCCCCCAAAGAUCUGUCUCUGUCCAACUUGGAGGACCACAGCCUCACACUCAGCUGGAUCCCGGGACACUCACACAACAGCCCCAUCACAGAGUACGUGGUGGAGGCCCGGGAGGAGCAGCACACGGAGGAGGGGAAGUGGAAGUGGGAGCAGUGGCAGGAGUUACCAGCCGACUUCAACCACCUGCAGCUGAACCUCCACCCCCACUGCAUCUACCGCUUCCGGGUCAUCGCCAUCAACGCGAUCGGCCGCAGCCACCCCAGCAAGGCCUCGGAGUCCCACGACACGCCACCUGCUGUUCCUGGCAGUAACCCCACCGGUGUCCGCAGUGACUCCACAGACCCAAAGACUCUGAUCAUCACAUGGGAUGAGAUGGACAAGCGUUUACACUACGGCCCGGACUUCCAGUACAAGGUGUCGUGGCGGCAGGCCGGGGGAAAGAGCGUGCACUGGAACCACAGCUACUCAAAGUCUCCCCCGUUCUCGGUGAACGACACAGGAACCUACGCACCGUUUGAGAUCAAAGUCCAGGCCGUCAACUCGCUCGGAGAAGGACCGGCACCGGAAGCAGAGAUCGGACACUCUGGAGAGGACGUACCUGAGGAGGCGCCAACGGGAGUAGAGUCAACGGUGAUGAACAGCACCGUCAGAGUGAAGUGGAGCGAGGCGCAGGGCGUCCGAGGGCUGCUGCUGGGAUACAAGAUCUACAUCAGGAGGUUGGGCGCCCAGGUUGGGCGGGGCCGGAGGUCUCUGGGGAAACUGCACCAUGGGGACGAAAGAGGGGAGAGGUCCGACCGAGGGACGGACAGAGACACAGCGAGCAGAGUGGAGGUCGUCCACGGCAUGAAGACGUCCAAGGAAGUGACGGGGCUGCAGCUGUUCUCCUCGUACGAGCUGUCCGUCACUGCCUUCAACGGCAAAGGGGAGGGGCCCCACUCGCUGCCUCACCGCUUCAGCACGCCAGAGGGAGCUCCGGGUCCUCCUGCAUCCCUGAGGUCUGAGAGCCCGACAGAGAAAUCCCUGAUUCUCUACUGGACGCCUCCAGUUGAAACGAACGGGAUCCUGCUGGGAUACAUGGUUCAGUACCAACAAGAGGUGGAGAGCAAAGACAGUCUGCUGCAGAUGGAGUUCAUCAGUGAUCCCAACGUGACCCACAUCGCGUUGGACCAUCUGGACCCCAGCAGCCAAUACACCUUCAAAGUUAUAGCCCGCACCGCCACCGGUGAUGGACCCCCUGUCACUCUGAGUGGCGCCACCCUGCUCGACGGAGUUCCUCCAACGAACGUCACCGUCGUCCAGGACAACACGUCCUUCAACCUGAGCUGGACACCUGGAGAGCGAGACAGGAACCACGGCUUCCACAUCCACUACCUCAGGAAGAGCGCUGGGGGUGAGUGGGAGGAGUCAGAGUUAGUGAACUCCACGCAGGGUUUCUAUUCGCUGACAGGCCUCCAACCAGGAACUGAGUACCACCUCAUGAUCCGACAUGGAAACGUUACUCAGUGGCACGAGGAGUUGUGGACGAUCGGACCAGAGCCUUCGGAGAUGCCUGCUGGGUUCGCCACUCAGGGCUGGUUGAUCGGACUCGUCAGCGCCAUCCUGCUGCUCAUCCUGAUACUGCUCAUCCUCUGCCUCAUCAAACGCAGCAGGGGCGGGAAGUACGCAGUGAAGGACAAGGAAGACAAGGAGGUGGACUCUGAAGCUCGACCAAUGAAAGAUGAGACGUUUGGAGAAUACAGAUCUCUGGAGAGCGAUGGGGAUGAGAAGCGCUCGGACAGCCAGCCGUCCCUGGCCGGGGACAGUAAGCUGGGCAGCGAAGACUCUCUGGCCGAGUACGGAGACAGCGUGGACAUCCAGUUCAACGAGGACGGCUCCUUCAUUGGCCAGUACAGCGGCCGGGGGCCGGUUCCCCCUGGAAACGAGAGCUCCGGUCCAGCCUCCCCCGUCACAGCCGCCCCGCCUCCCCCCAUUGCUCCGUCCAUGUCGAGCAUCCUGAACCGGCCCAGCUAGACACACACACAUCACAAAUACACACACACACACACACACACACACACACACACACUGCCUGCAACAACACACUGAGGGACACACCACUCCUGACUCCACUGCCUGUAAUGUCACACACACAGUCUCAGUACAUUCCACAGGUUUAUACAGUUCUUCUGUUUACAGGAUGUGUCACCUUUUCUACCACCUUACACACACACACACACACACACACACACACACACACACACACAACACACACACACACACCUAUAGACGCACCUGCACACGCACACACACACACACACAACACACACACACACACACAGAAAAUAUGCUCAAUCAGAUCCCUCUUCUGUACGGAGGAGAGACAGAGAGAGGUGCAGGACAGGAGAGGAAGAUGAAGAAAAGGGAAAAGUAAAACCAAUAAUUUCAUUUUUCAUCUAUGACCAAAAUGUCGAAACACUUUGUAGAAACAUUGAAGUCUUUUUCUGUUCCAGUAACACAUUUAGAAAUUGUUUUCAAUGUAAACGUCACCAUUUUUAAUUUUCAUGCAUCUUCAGACUUCACCACAAUGUGUCUUUGUCGUUUUCAAGUUACUUGUGUUGUUUUUGUGUAUAUAAGUUAGUGUGCAUGCGUCUGGGGAUGAUUUGGCAGAUUUUUGAUGUGUGCGCGGCUGAAACCUAAGAUGCAUGACCCUCCCUGAGGCUGAAUCAUUCUGUUGAUACUCCACAUUAAUGAGUUUAAAGAGUGACGGUCACUCUGUGCGUGUCUGUGUGCGAUUGUUUACUCUCCAUCCCUGACCUGCGGCGAUGAGAGAUCCGUUGCCUUAAGUGAGUCCAGUCGAUCCUCCUCUCCUUCUGUCAAUCAUCCAUCUCUCCUCACACACACUCCCUGUUCCACCAUCCUCCCGUUUACGAGGCAGGACCAGGAUGUUGUGGUGACACGCGGCGCUCUGCAGCCGAACAAAACCACAAAACCUAAAAAACGAAAAAUACAAAGAAACGAGGUAAAACGUUUUACGAGGUGCGAUCGAGAAGGUCAGAGAAGUUCCGGGUUGUGAAGGAAGGGGGCGCAGUCAAGUUCAACCAUCAUUAGCAGGUAUACGGAGGUUUUUUAAACUCACCUAAAAGUGGUGAUGGACUUGUUUCCCUUCGCCAGUAGAGGAGCAAGUCUUUGUGUUGUUUCCACCGGUGCGUCAUGUUCAACGUCACGACCACACUGAGGCGCUCUCUCACCUCCCUGUGUGACAUGUGGUGUCAUGGCGACAGAGUCAUGUGUUCUCCGAUUGAAUCCGUUCACACAAACACGAUACGUCACAGAAAACCAUUUAGUUUGUAAAUGUCAUCACACACAGAAACACAAACUCACACAUAUCAUAUACACACAUCACACACACACAGGGUCGGUCCUCUGUAGCAAAACCCAAUGGGACCCUCUGAAGGACGGAGGGAGGAUGGAGGAGGAGGAGGAGGAAGAGGAGGAGCUGACAGAAAGAGAGAAUCUGACGUGUCGUUCUCUGAAUGUAAAUAGAACCUUGAGAUUGUCAUUUUUUAUUUCCAUGGCUUCUUUUAUAAGAUGAUAAAUUGUACGUUUUUUUUAAAUAUCUGUUGCUCUGUUUUGAUUUUGUACGGCAGCGCUUCAACGCUGUAGCGUUUGUAUCAUAUAACCCCCACCCACCAUCGUCUCCUCGUAGGUUUUCCUCGUUUAGAAGCCCAGAGACAUUUAGAGUAGAACCAUAGUGAGAACAACCCCCCUUCAUCCAGUUAGAGAAGCAGCAGAAUAAAACACUGCUUGUUGAAAAGGUCUCGUCAGGAUGAUAACCUGUAUUCACCGAGGCGGAGCUGUGUGCACGGACCUGAGCGAGACGCCGUCUGGAUGGACCAACGCUGGAGAUCCAUCCAAACACUUUGAGCUUUUGUUAAACUGGAGCGUCGACCUUUUCUUUCAUUGUCCUCUUGUGUUUGUCUUUGUCCUCAGACUGAAGGACACGACACGUGAACACUGUCUGUUCAUCUUUAAACGUAAUAAUCCACAAACUCGUUGCCUUGUUAAACGUCUGCGCUCCGACACUGAUGCUGACUGUUCCUACGACUGGAAAUAAAGAUGGACGACAGGCUGCCUCCCAAAAGAGUGAAGACAAAACAUCUGUAUCUGCAGUUUAGGUCCUGAACCCCACCUCCUCCAUGUUAGCAGAUGGGACAUAGAUAAUAAUCACUGUACAUGUUAAAUAACGGAUGGUUUCUGCUGAUGCAGAUUUAUGGUCAUGAGACAUCAUGAUUGACAGCUGAGACUUGUGAUGAGUCCAGCCGGACCUCCAGUGUGAUGUCACUGCUGCACGGCGCCAAUGUUUUGGCUCCAUUUUUGUACAGUGGCAGGAAGUGGAGCUGCGUCGUCCAUCUUUAACCCCCGGCGUUGUAUGACCCUGUUUGUCUGCCUGUCUCUGUUGCAGCCUUCUUUUAUACAUAUAAACACGUUGGGAAAGAAAACACAACAUAAAAACUUGUAAAAAAUAUAAAGACAAAAAAAUUGAGAUAUAAAUAAUAACAAUACUGCUCAUGAUAACAACAACUGUGCUAUUAUCAGUUACCAUGACGCGGUCGGUGUUGUCGUCAGGAGCGACGAGUCGUUCACCACGUAACACAAUGAAAUCAGUAUCACAGGAUUCAGCAGGGAUAUUACAGAGGUGGUGGGGGGGGCUGCUGUGAUGUAUGUGUGAGUGUGUGUGUGUGUGUAGGAGAGGUGGAGUUCAACACCACACACACACAAACACGCACACACAUGUAGGGGGGUUGAUGGGGAGGGGUGUACUGCAAUAUUGAGGUGUGCUGAUGUUGUACCUGCUUGUUGCAUCGUGCGCUGUUCUGUAUCCGACUAACUAACCCAGACUCAUGAAUAAACAUGGACUACGCUAACACA